Molecule: messenger RNA, 546 nt
Organism: Paramecium tetraurelia
Lineage: Eukaryota; Ciliophora; Oligohymenophorea; Peniculida; Parameciidae
Exons: 3
Biological process (GO): intracellular protein transport; vesicle-mediated transport
Cellular component (GO): cytoplasm
Molecular function (GO): GTP binding; GTPase activity
Source: RefSeq, a predicted model, not a curated record
AUGGGUUGUCUUACUUCCUCUUCGAAAGAAGAAGAUAUGAGCAUAGCGUUACAAAGUUCUAAGAAGCUUAAAAUUGUAAUAGUAGGAUUAGAAGGGAGUGGAAAAACAUCGAUACUUCAAUAUUUGAAGAAUGGGAAAUUUACAGAAACAUAACCUACAAUAGGUUUGAAUGUGGAAUCAAUUCAAUUUAAAGCAAGGCAUUAUUUAAUUUUUGAUGUUGGGGGAAAGGUGCGAACAUUGUGGUCUCAUUAUUAUGAAAAUUUGGAUGGAUUAGUAUUUGUUGUAGAUACAACAGAUUAAGAGAGAAUUGAAAUUGUAAAAAAUGAAUUUAAGAAAUUGGGAAGCGAAAUUAAAUAUAAAAUAGUGAUGCUGAUAUACUUGAAUAAAAUAGAUUUGCCAAGAUCAUCCCCUGUAGAAUUGUGUAAAGACAUUCAACAGCAGGAAUCAGAUAUAGUAAUGCAAAGAUGCAGUGCAAAGACAGGAGAAGGCAUUUGGGAAGGAAUUGAUAAAAUGAAUAAACUAUUGGAUCAUAAAUUUUAAUAGUGA